Molecule: messenger RNA, 618 nt
Organism: Funneliformis mosseae
Lineage: Eukaryota; Fungi; Glomeromycota; Glomeromycetes; Glomerales; Glomeraceae
Source: the annotation of a GenBank genome assembly
AUGGGUGCUCCAACAAAAGAGACGGCAGCAGAAAAUGCUGCAACAGACAAUUCGGAAACAAAUAAAGGCACCGAUAUGGUAACUUUAAAAACAAUAAAAAGCAACAAAACACUAAAACGAACCACAGUUCAUCGUAUAGCUCUCGGAGACAUCACGCCUAAUAACUUGGGUCAGUUAAAGAAAUUAAACACGGUUCUCUUCCCUGUUCAAUACAGCGAAAAAUUUUAUAAAGAUGUUUUGGAAGUUGGUGAAUUCGCUAGAUUUGCAUAUUUCAAUGAUUGUUGUGUCGGAGCGGUUUGUUGUCGUAAAGAACCAUUAAAGGAGGUAAAUCAAGGGAUACCUUCCGAUCAAGCAAAACUUUAUAUCAUGACGUUGGGAGUUUUAGCACCUUAUCGUAACCUUGGAAUAGGCACAAAAUUAUUAGAACAUAUCUUGCAACAUGCCACAUUACCUACACAACAACCAAAAUUUGUUGAAAUUUAUCUUCAUGUGCAAACAUCAAAUGAGGAAGCUUUAAAUUUUUAUAAGAAAUAUGAUUUUGAAAUUGUUGCGACAGUGGAAGGAUAUUACAAGAAAAUAUCACCUUCUGACGCGUAUGUUUUGAGCAGAAAACUAUAG